Messenger RNA from Erigeron canadensis, 2712 nucleotides. RefSeq lists its product as uncharacterized. The transcript has 8 exons. Bases 143 to 2587 code for a protein of 814 amino acids. Gene Ontology annotation, molecular function: protein binding. The record is from RefSeq and is a predicted model, not a curated record. NCBI's taxonomy places the organism in Eukaryota, Viridiplantae, Streptophyta, Magnoliopsida, Asterales, Asteraceae.
GUCUUGUUUCCCACCUGCCACUUUCCGCUGUAGUGAAGCUUUUUCUCUUUCAACCUUGGUCAACCGUACUUCUUCCCAGCAAAACUUCUAAUCUUCGAAAAAUCAGCAACGUAUACUCAAUAUUUUGCAAGACUUGGAUACAAUGGAUGACAUGAAUGGCGUGAUCCCAGAACGUCGGACACAAGAAACGGAACUACAACCAACAAUCCCAAAUGCACCAAGUACGGAGACUGUAUCACAACCCGUAGAGGCAGCUACGAACGCAUCCAUACCACAACAGGAUCCAAUACAAGAGCCCAUAGUAAAUCUAGAUCCUACAGAUGAGCUAGGACAACCACCAGCCCAGGCACCGGAAUCAAUACUUGAGCAGCCAAUACCAGUGACCAUAGUAAAUCCUGCACCACUACCACAAGUACUAGAAGAACAACUUGCACAGCAACCCACAUUGACACAAGAACAAAGACAAGGAGCUGCAAGCAGACCAAUUCCACUCAAUCGUCCUCUGCAAGAUCUAUUUCAGGAUGAUCGAAGACAGGACUUCUUCAAUAUAUGUGUUCCCAUGUAUGAAGCAUCGAUGAAAGGAGAUUGGAAUGCAGCAUGCAACAUCCUUAAACGUUUCGCUCGGCCAAAUCAUGAUCAGGAUCAGAGUUAUCUGCUACGGUUUAGCAUCACUGAUAAUAGUGAAACCGCUCUUCACAUAGCAGCAUCAACUCAAAACGCAGAUUUCGUGAGGAAUCUUGUGGGCCUGAUGCAAAUUGAGGACCUGCGGCUUCAGAAUAAUAACGGCAAUACUGCCCUCUGUUUGGCAGCUAUGGCAGGAAAUGUUGAAAUUGCAAAAAUUAUGGUGAAUCAUAAUCCAAACCAAAACCAGACCCAAAACCACGAUACAAGUUGUUCUUGUGAUGACGUGUGUCGUUGUUGGAUGGCCCCUAUGUUGUCGCUAAAGCGCUUUGGCGGCGACAUUUUCCGGCGACGUGUGUCGUCGCCAAACCAGGACCAGAACCAGAACCAAAACCAAAAUGAGCAUCAAAACCAGAACCCGAACGGGAACCAGAACCAAAACCGGAAUGAGAAUCAAAACCAGAACGAGAACCAAAACCUGCUGACAAUCCGUAAUAAUGCAGGAAUGACACCGCUUCUUAUUGCUGCUUUAUAUGGGAAGGGUGAGAUGGUGACUUAUCUCGACGAAGAAAUGAAUCGUGAUGGAUGGGAAUACAGGGAGAAUAAAUGGGUUUGCUUAAAAUGUGUGGAGACUGAUCUAUUUGAUAUUGCACUAUCAAUAUUCCCAAAGAUCCCGGUCACUAAUGACGAUUACGCAGAGAUUCAAAGUAUACUUGGCGUUUUGGCUCGAAAGCCUGCUGCAUUUGAUGAAACGGAGAAAUCAUACCUCAAUUCAAUGAGAGCGUGUUUCAAGGGGAUAUCUCAUGAGAACACUACAAAUAAAGCCAAGCGAUUACUAACACAAAUUUUGACAGCCACGGAAGGAUAUUCAAAGGAUGUAUUAUACACAGUACUUAGAGGCCCUCGAGGUCCUCGAACCACUGUGACCCUUACUGCUACAGAUCAUAGUCAACCACCAAACCAAAUCGAUCCAUACCCUUCUCGGAUACUUUUUGUUGCUGCAGAAAUGGGAAACGUUAAAUUCAUAGUUGAGCUUAUACGUAAGUAUCCAGAUCUUAUAUGGAAGGUAGACCGUGAUAACCGGAGUAUAUUUCACGUAGCUGUCUCUCGUCGCCAUGAGAGUAUCUAUAAUUUGUUAUACGAGAUUGGGUCGAUGAAGGAUUUUAUAGUAGUUCUCAGAGACACAAAGGAGAACAAUAUGUUGCAUUUAGCCGGUACCAUGGUAGAUAAAAACCAACUUAAGGGCGUGUCAGGGGCAGCUUUUCAGAUGCAACGUGAAUUGUUGUGGUACAAGGAAGUAAGGUCUAUGAUACCUGCUUCUUACCAUGAAAGGAAAAACAAAGAUGGUAAAACACCACACGAGCUAUUCACAGAGUCGCACAAAGAUUUACUUUUCGAAAGUGAGAAGUGGAUGAAAGGAACAGCAAGUAAAUGCAUGUUGGUUGCUACACUAAUAGCCACAAUGGUAUUUACAGUUGCUUAUACAGUUCCAGGUGGGUACAACAAUGGGGAUAACAACAAUGGGAAUAACAAGAAUUGGGAUAAAAAGAAUGGUUUUCCUGUGUUCCUUGACUUUGCACCCUUCAUUGUGUUUGUCGUCUUAGACGCCAUUUCUUUAUUCCUAUCUAUCAUUUCAAUUCUCGUGUUCUUAUCCAUUCUCACUUCUCGUUAUGCUCAAGAGGAUUUCAUAAAAUCAUUGCCCGAUAAGUUAAUGUUUGGUCUGUUGAUGCUUUUCCUCUCGAUAAUAACCAUGAUGAUUGCUUUUAGUGUCAGUUUCUUUGUGUUAUACCGUCACAAGUUUACGAUAGUAGCGGGUUCUAUAAGCCUGCUUGCUCUUAUAUCUAUCAUUGCAUAUGCCGUACUGCAUAUUCCUCUUAUAAAGGACAUGUGGCGCUCAAGAUUUAGUUCAAGCAAUCUUUUCAAGCCAAAAAAACCAAUGCUUUACCAUCGGAAUCCUACAGUCUAGUCCUGUUAUUGGUACUUUCAUGUGAAUUUGAGGAUUUUGUUUUGUAUUUAAAACUUAUUUUUUUUCAUUAAAGUUAAUAUGUAUUUCUAGUACUAUUUAUACUAUCUUGUGAAUCAUAAAACUUG